Messenger RNA from Canariomyces notabilis, 2244 nucleotides. Its product is annotated as Neutral/alkaline nonlysosomal ceramidase. Gene Ontology annotation, cellular component: extracellular region. Gene Ontology annotation, molecular function: N-acylsphingosine amidohydrolase activity. The transcript has 3 exons. NCBI's taxonomy places the organism in Eukaryota, Fungi, Ascomycota, Sordariomycetes, Sordariales, Chaetomiaceae. Bases 1 to 2244 code for a protein of 747 amino acids. Gene Ontology annotation, biological process: long-chain fatty acid biosynthetic process; ceramide catabolic process; sphingosine biosynthetic process. The record is from RefSeq and is a predicted model, not a curated record.
AUGAUGGCCUUAGUCUCCGUCGUCUCCCUUUUCCUUCUUGCGUUCUUCGCCCUUGGGCAGCUAGGGUCCAUCCAAUCACCGGGCAGGUUUACCGCAACCUUCGAGAGACCCGAACAUGAAGAAAACUUGCUCCUUUCAAAGGCUAGAGGUGCUGCGGCCGGCGACAAGUAUCUGAUCGGAGUUGGCAAGGCCGACAUCACUGGGCCAGUGGUCGAGAUCAACUUUGCCGGCUAUGCCAAUACCGAGCAAAAAGGCACCGGAGUCCGGCAACGCAUCUACUCGCGAGCCUUCAUCAUUGGUGAAGUGGAUAACCCAACCAAUCGGUUUGUUUAUCUCGUUCUCGACACUCAAUCAGGCGAUACCGCGGUCCGAAACGGUAUCCUCGAGGGUGUGGCGGCGCUUGGGUCCGGCUAUUCCAUGUACGGGAGAUCAAAUGUUGCCGUAACAGGCACACAUUCGCACAGCGGGCCGGGAGGGUGGUUCAACUAUCUCUUACCGCAGAUUACCAGCUUCGGCUUCGACCGACAGGGCUACCAGGCGAUUGUGGAUGGCGCUGUGCUGUCGAUAAAGAGGGCGCACGAGUCGCUCCAGGAGGGCUAUCUGGACUUCGCUACCACAAGGAUUUCAGACGCCAACAUAAACCGUAGCCUAUAUGCCUACCUCGCUAACCCUGAGUCAGAGAGAGCACAAUACGCUGACGACGUCGACAAGACCAUGACUCUUCUGAGGUUCAAGAGAGCAUCUGACGGGAAGGAUAUUGGCGCAUUGACUUGGUUCCCCGUCCACCCAACCUCCAUGCUUGGGAACAACACUCAUGUUACCGGCGAUAAUAAGGGUCUGGCGGCUUAUUUCUUUGAGAAAUCGGUCAGAGGAAGCGAUGGAGCUGCCGAUGGCUUUGUGGCCGGCUUUUCCCAAGCAAACGUGGGCGACACGUCUCCAAACACCCUAGGAGCGUGGUGCGAUGAUGGAUCUGGCCAAAUGUGCGAUUUCCAGACCAGCACUUGCGGAGAUGGCAAAUCACAAUCUUGCCACGGGCGAGGGCCACUAUUUUACAAGCUCGACCUCGGCGUGUCAAGCUGCGUCGAAAUCGCAAAGAGGCAGUUUACGGGAGCCAAGUCACUCUAUGACUCCCUGGAUUCCCAGGCGACAUCUGUUGUUGGUGCUUCGGUUAGAUCGUUCCACUACUUCCAAGAUAUGCAGUACUACACAUUCCCCUUGGACAACGGCACGCUGGUACAGACAUGCCCGGCCGCCCUAGGGUAUUCAUUCGCUGCAGGGACCUCGGAUUGGCCCGGUGCCUUUGACUUCACUCAGGGCGAUUCAGGGGCUCCAAACAACCCACUAUGGCAGGCAGUGUCAGGCCUUCUCCGGACACCAAGCGCCCAGCAGAAGAAAUGUCAAGAGCCCAAACCCAUCCUUCUUGAUGUCGGCGAGAUGAGCGUCCCGUAUGCUUGGUCCCCGAAUAUUGUCGACGUCCAGACGAUGCGUGUGGGCCAGUUCAUCAUCAUCGUCUCACCGUCUGAAGCGAGCACCAUGGCUGGCAGACGCUGGCGCAACGCCGUCAAGUCCGCUGCUACCGAGCUGUCCCUCACCGGGACUAUAGAGCCUUAUGUCGUCCUCGGUGGCCCCGCGAACUCGUAUGCACACUACGUUACCACGCCCGAGGAGUUUCGUGUCCAACGGUACGAAGGCGCGAGUACUCUGUACGGCCAGUGGGAGCUGCCGGCCUACAUUAAUCUCACCCUGCGCGGCCUGCCCUACCUCGCUCCCACAGCAUCCGGUAGCCCCCCGCCUGGGCCAACCCCGCCCGACAACCGUGAAUCCAGCCUGAGCUUUAUCACGGGCGUCGUCAUGGACAACGCUCCCGCCGGGUCCAGCUUUGGCACCUGCACGCAACAGCCCGCCAGCUCAUACGCCCGCGGCGCUGUAAUCAACGCCACCUUUGUCGGCGCCAACCCCAGGAAUAACCUCCGUUUGGAAGGCACUUUUGCGGCGGUCGAAAAACUUGGCAGUGACGGCCGGACCUGGACGAGGGUGUUGAGCGACGACGACUGGCGGCUGGUGUAUACAUGGACGAGGACAAAUGGUCUGCUGGGAUACAGCGAGGUUACCAUCACGUGGGAAACGAAUGAGGAGGAGGAUGUAGCCGGGACAUAUCGUAUCCGGUAUUACGGGGAUUCAAAACCCUUGAUUGGAAGCGUUAGGGCUUUCGAAGGAGUUAGCAACACAUUCACACUGAGCUGA